UUAUAUUCAUAUUUAUGUUUUUUUAAUAUUGACACUAAUGUCCUUCCAUACUUUUGUGGGCGGGAUUCGGCGAGAUUCGGCGGAGCUCGGUAUACUUCGGGCUAAGGUUGUGGCGGGAAUCUAGCGGAUUCAGCAAGCUAGCAGACUAUUUUCAUUCAGCAGUAAAAGCUAGGAGGAUGGCAGCAGCCAGGAAACAGAUGAAGAAGAAACUCCUGGAGGAGAGAGCAGAUAAAAAGGCUUUUGAUUUUACUCCUGAGGCGGAGAAGAAGGAGCUGAGUGGCUCCGAGGAUGAAGUCAGAGAAGAUGAAACUCCAAUAGUGGACAAGCUGGCAAAGAAGAGACCGGCUGACUUUGAGGAGGAGGCGGUUCCCUGUGCUAUGGGUCUUGGCAUGUUUCCUCGUUUUAUGUCCAGAAAUGAGGUGCAGUCCAUGUUGGAGAAGUUUGGAGCUGACAUCAGCAAGGUGAUGCAGGCCAAGAAGAAACGUCUAGAGUGUCUGACGAAGAACUACAUGAAGGGAAGCCAACACAAGCUGGAGCAGCUGUGGAACAACUACCACAGCCAGAGGCAGAAGAUGACGCAGCAGUAUUCCCAGCAGGUGUCGUCAGCGCUGCAGCAGUGGGAGACCGAAGCCCAGCGAGCCGAGGAGCAGGAGGAGAAGCUCAACAAUCUGUUCCGGCAGCAGCAGAAGAUCCUGCAGCAGGCCAGAGUCGUGCAGAACCAGAAGCUGAAGACCGUCAGAGAGCUGUACGAGCAGUUUGUCAAGAACAUGGAGGACAUGGAGAAGAGCCACGAGUCUUUCCUGCAGGGGGCGCAACAAGAGCUGAGAAAGGAGAUGGCCUCCCUGCAGAAGAAGAUCCUCAUGGACACGCAACAGCAGGAGAUGGCCACGGUCCGGAAGUCCCUGCAGUCGAUGCUUUUCUAGGCCGCCGCCCUCCGGAGGCUUCAGUUCUGCUCGUUCCUCGCGGUUCUCACAGGUUUCAUUAAGACGUGAACUGUUCUCGCCCAAGUUCUGAUUUCACUGCUGGGUUUGUGGACGAGCGGCUCCAGGCUGAGCUCUGUGAUGACGCUGCAGUUUCGAUUCAUCCUUUUAUUCUUUG
Messenger RNA from Pelmatolapia mariae (spotted tilapia), 1098 nucleotides. RefSeq names its product synaptonemal complex protein 3 (gene sycp3). The transcript has 9 exons. Gene Ontology annotation, cellular component: synaptonemal complex. The record is from RefSeq and is a predicted model, not a curated record. Lineage: Eukaryota; Metazoa; Chordata; Actinopteri; Cichliformes; Cichlidae. The coding region runs from base 177 to 923 and encodes 248 amino acids. Gene Ontology annotation, biological process: meiotic cell cycle; spermatid development.